Molecule: messenger RNA, 683 nt
Organism: Penaeus vannamei (Pacific white shrimp)
Lineage: Eukaryota; Metazoa; Arthropoda; Malacostraca; Decapoda; Penaeidae
Source: RefSeq, a predicted model, not a curated record
CAUUGACAACCACGACAACCAGCGAGGCCAUGGUGCCGGAGGAGACAUGAUCCUUACCUUCCGUGUCUCUAAGUGGUACAAGAUGGCUACUGCAUACAUGCUGGCUUGGCCUUACGGCUACACUCGCGUGAUGUCGUCGUACUACUGGGACCAAUGGUGGGAGAAUGGCCAGGAUAAGAACGACUGGAUCGGACCUCCUCACGACGGCAGCUUCAACAUCAUCAGCCCGAGCUUCAACGCCGACGGCAGCUGCGGGAACGGCUGGAUCUGCGAGCACCGCUGGAGGCAGAUCUACAACAUGGUGGAGUUCCGGAAUGUUGCCCAUGGGACGGACAUGAACGACUGGUGGGACAACGGCAGCAACCAGAUCGCCUUCUGCAGAGGCAACAAGGGCUUCCUGGCCAUCAACAACGACGGAUGGGAUCUGAAGGAGACGCUGCAGACUUGCCUUCCUGCGGGUACGUACUGCGACGUCAUCUCCGGGUCGAAGGACGGAGGCUCCUGCACGGGCAAGAGCGUGACUGUGGGCGGCGACGGAAAGGCCUACAUCGAGAUCACGACCAUGGAAGACGACGGCGUGCUUGCUAUCCAUGCCAACUCGAAACUGUAAGGUGUCGGACGCCACAGAAAAUAUGUCAUCAUCUGAGUCAUUACAUCGUCAUUAAAUAAAAAAAAGCAUUUUA